Egretta garzetta (little egret) is the source of this 1509-nucleotide messenger RNA. RefSeq names its product CLPTM1 regulator of GABA type A receptor forward trafficking (gene CLPTM1). Lineage: Eukaryota; Metazoa; Chordata; Aves; Pelecaniformes; Ardeidae. The annotation marks the transcript as partial. The record is from RefSeq and is a predicted model, not a curated record. Gene Ontology annotation, cellular component: membrane; endomembrane system. The transcript has 10 exons.
UGUACGGUGGAGCAGGAGUGGUUUGGGUGCCGAUACCUUGCCAACGGGCCGAGUCGUCCAUGGGCAGCCGCCGUCCUCCUCUCUCUGCAGGACCUCUACGUUUAUAUCUCGGAGCACGAGCACUUUACGGACUUCAACGUCAGCUCGGCGCUGUUCUGGCAGAAGCGGGAUCUCGUCUACGGGGACUGGACCAGCGGAGAGAAUGCUGACGGGUGCUAUGAACACUAUGGGGAAGUCGACAUUUCGCAGAGCGUCCAGCAGAAUGGCUCCAUCUACAUCCACGUGUACUUCACCAAGAGCGGCUUCCAUCCCGACCCCAGGCAGAAAAACCUGUACAGGCGCCUCGCCACUGUCCACACGUCACGAAUGAUCAACAAAUACAAGCGCCGGCGGUUCCAGAAAACCAAGAACCUCCUGACGGGUGAGACGGAAGCAGACCCCGAAAUGAUCAAGAGGGCGGAAGACUACGGUCCCGUGGAGGUCAUCUCGCACUGGCACCCCAACUUGACCAUCAACAUGGUGGACGACCACACACCCUGGGUGAAGGGCAGCGUCCCGCCCCCCCUGGACCAGUAUGUGAAGUUUGACGCCAUCAGCGGUGACUACUACCCCAUCCUCUACUUCAACGAUUACUGGAACCUGCAGAAGGAUUAUUUCCCCAUCAAUGAGACUCUGCAGCGCCUGCCCUUCCGCCUCUCCUUCUGCCCGCUCUCCCUCUGGCGUUGGCAGCUCUACGCUGCCCAGAGCACCAAAUCGCCCUGGAAUUUCUUGGGAGAGGAUCUCUACGAGCAGUCGGAUGAGGAGCAGGACUCAGUGAAGGUUGCUCUCCUGGAGACGAACCCCUACCUGCUGGCGCUGACCAUCGUCGUCUCCAUCGUGCACAGCAUCUUUGAGUUCUUGGCUUUCAAAAAUGACAUCCAGUUCUGGAACAGCCGGCAAUCUCUGGAGGGGCUCUCUGUCCGCUCCGUCUUUUUCGGCGUCUUCCAGUCCCUCGUCGUCCUCCUCUACAUCUUGGACAACGAAACCAACUUCGUGGUGCAAGUCAGCGUCUUCAUCGGGCUCCUCAUUGACCUCUGGAAGAUCACAAAGGUCAUGGACGUCCGGCUGGACCGCGAGAACAAGGUGGCCGGAGUUUUUCCCCGCGUAACCUUCAAAGACAAAUCGACCUACAUCGAGUCUUCCACGAAGGUGUACGAUGACAUGGCUUUCCGGUACCUCUCGUGGAUCCUCUUCCCCUUGCUGGGCUGUUACGCCGUGUACAGCCUGCUCUACCUGGAGCACAAGGGCUGGUACUCGUGGGUGCUGAGCAUGCUCUACGGCUUCCUCCUGACCUUCGGCUUCAUCACCAUGACCCCCCAACUCUUCAUCAACUACAAGCUGAAGUCGGUCGCCCACCUGCCCUGGCGGAUGCUGACCUACAAAGCCCUCAACACCUUCAUCGAUGACCUCUUCGCCUUCGUCAUCAAGAUGCCCAUGAUGUACAGGAUAGGCUGCCUGCGGGACGGUAUG